AGCUGGCCGCUCUGUGCGACGGCUGCAGGGGGGGACGAAUGAAGACGGAGACGGCGACAUUCACCCGAGCACUUGUCAUUGUACACGGUUUUUUCAAGGAAGAUUACUGUUAUAUGAUGGCGUUUUCCUAUUAAAUUGAACAGCUGUAAACUUGCAAUAUCUUUAUCCAGCCGAAGGGUAUCGAUUCAAUUGGUUUUCGUGGAACUCAAAUCGAUUCCCUGUCAUUAAUAGCCAGGAUCUUUAGAUGGAAGACGGCUAGAGAGGUCGGACAAAAACUGAAGAAUAGACAUUUUCCAUAUCGAGGUGUUUCUAAUUUUCCGACGUUACAUUGGUAGACACGACGGCGGCAAAAUGAGACAUUCUUUGCCAUGGCUUUGAAAGACUCGGAAAACCCCUCCAAAUGAAAAGCGCUCAACGGUCGUCAUUAUUGCGGAUUUAGAUGCCUCUCGUAAGGGGACACAGACCUGUUAUUUUGGAACAGUCUGCGUGUGAGACGUUUUCAUCUAUUGCGGACAUUCCUUCGUAUUGAAACAGACAACAGACAAUUUAGGUGGGUGAACAGUUUAGUGUGCAGAGGUAUAUUUUUUAAGCAAUAUGGCUGGUGAGUGGGGCUGGGGACGCUGGCAUAGGCUCUCCAAGGCACCUAAAUGCUAGCUGAGGCGGAUGCCCCCGUUCUCCAUGGCAGCGGCAGCUCUAUGAUGACUAAUAAGAUCAAUAAUAAUAUAAAUCCGGACUCCUCGAUCUAUAUAUCCAAGAUGAACUUGGUCAUCCCGUUCUCGCCGGACGUGCCCUGCGACAAUAAUGGACAGCGCAUGUGGUGGGCAUUCCUCGCCUCCUCCAUGGUGACGUUUUUCGGAGGUCUCUUCAUCAUUCUCUUGUGGAGGACCCUCACAUAUCUGUGGACGGUUUGCUGUCAUUGCAACAUCAAAAACAAGGAGAAAGUGAACAACCCUGCCAACAGCCAGGCAGCAGAUGGGGCAGCAAAGGGGGCCGACGAGAAGGAGGAGGUCCCGCUCAGCGAGGUGGGCUGGAUGACCUCCGUCAAAGACUGGGCCGGGGUCAUGAUCUCAGCCCAGACACUCACCGGACGAGUCCUGGUGGUGCUAGUAUUUGCGCUCAGCAUUGGGGCCCUUGGAAUAUACUUUAUAGACUCUUCUGACCCUAUAGAAUCCUGUCAGAAUUUCUACAAAGAUUUCACGCUACAGAUCGACAUGGCGUUCAACGUGUUCUUCCUCCUCUACUUUGGUCUGCGGUUCAUAGCAGCCAAUGACAAGCUAUGGUUCUGGCUGGAGGUCAAUUCUGUGGUUGACUUCUUCACUGUUCCUCCGGUGUUUGUGUCUGUGUACCUGAACAGAAGCUGGCUUGGUUUAAGAUUCCUGAGAGCACUGAGAUUGAUACAGUUCUCAGAAAUUUUACAGUUUUUGAAUAUCUUAAAAACGAGCAAUUCCAUCAAGCUGGUGAACCUGUGUUCCAUCUUCAUAAGCACAUGGCUAACAGCUGCCGGAUUCAUACAUUUGGUGGAAAACUCAGGGGAUCCUUGGGAAAACUUCCAAAAUUCCCAGUCGCUUUCAUAUUGGGAAUGUGUCUACUUGCUGAUGGUCACUAUGUCCACAGUAGGAUAUGGAGACGUCUAUGCCAAAACCACUCUGGGACGCCUGUUCAUGGUCUUCUUCAUCCUCGGUGGUUUGGCCAUGUUUGCCAGCUACGUCCCUGAAAUCAUAGAGUUAAUAGGAAACCGCAAGAAAUAUGGUGGUUCCUAUAGUGCGGUUAAUGGGAGAAAGCACAUUGUGGUCUGUGGUCAUAUUACUCUCGAAAGUGUCUCCAACUUCCUCAAAGACUUCCUACACAAGGACAGGGAUGAUGUCAAUGUAGAAAUUGUUUUUCUCCAUAAUAUUUCCCCUAAUCUUGAGCUGGAAGCCUUGUUCAAACGCCACUUUACCCAAGUGGAAUUCUACCAGGGAUCUGUUCUCAAUCCUCACGAUCUAGCCAGAGUGAAGAUUGAGUCUGCAGACGCCUGUCUCAUCCUGGCCAAUAAAUAUUGUCCAGAUCCCGACGCAGAAGAUGCCUCCAACAUCAUGAGGGUUAUAUCCAUCAAGAACUAUUCCCCAAAGAUUCGGAUCAUUACUCAAAUGUUACAAUACCACAACAAGGCUCACCUGUUAAACAUUCCGAGCUGGAACUGGAAGGAGGGUGACGAUGCGAUCUGCUUGGCAGAGUUGAAGGCUGGCUUCAUUGCCCAGAGCUGCUUGGCACAGGGCUUGUCCACUAUGCUGGCCAAUCUCUUCUCAAUGAGAUCCUUCAUCGAGAUCGAAGAGGACACGUGGCAGAAGUACUACUUGGAGGGAGUAGCUAAUGAAAUGUACACCGAGUAUUUGUCCAGUGCCUUCGUUGGUCUCUCCUUCCCUACGAUCUGUGAGCUGUGCUACGUCAAGCUGAAGCUGCUGCUCAUCGCCAUUGAGUACAAGUCCGAGCAGAGAGAGAGCAGCAUCCUCAUCAACCCGGGGAACCACGUCAAGAUGCAGGAAGGAACUCUGGGGUUCUUUAUCGCCAGCGACGCCAAAGAAGUCAAGAGAGCAUUUUUCUACUGCAAAGCUUGUCAUGAUGACAUCACAGACCCCAAACGCAUCAAAAAGUGUGGCUGUAAACGACCCAAAUAUAAGUAUAAUGGAUAUGUCAGAUCACCAGCAGAUGGCGCUACAACACCAGGGAAAAGUGGAUCUCAAAAAGAGGCUGGUGUUCGGUUCAAAGCAGAUUGCAAUUUAGUUGAAGACGAGCACCCGUCGACUCUGUCGCCCAAAAAAAAACAGCGCAACGGAGGCAUGCGAAACUCGCCCAACAACUCGCCCAAGAUGAUGAGCAGACAUGACCCCUUGCUCAUUCCGGGAAAUGAACAGAUCGAGAACAUGGACAUGAAUGUGAAGAAGUACGAUUCCACAGGAAUGUUUCACUGGUGUCCCUCCAAAGAGAUUGAGAAGGUCAUCCUGACCCGGAGCGAGGCAUCCAUGACGGUCCUCAGCGGUCAUGUAGUGGUCUGUAUAUUUGGAGAUGUCACGUCCGCUUUGGUGGGGCUGCGAAACUUGGUGAUGCCUUUAAGAGCCAGCAACUUCCAUUACCAUGAGUUGAAGCCCAUAGUGUUUGUGGGCUCGCUGGAGUACCUGAGAAGAGAGUGGGAAACUCUACACAACUUCCCCAAGGUCUCCAUCCUGCCUGGUACACCAUUAAGUCGGGCAGAUUUGAGAGCUGUCAACAUCAACCUCUGUGACAUGUGCGUUAUACUGUCAGCCAAUCAGAACAAUAUCGACGACGCCUCUCUGCAAGAUAAAGAAUGCAUCUUGGCGUCACUCAACAUCAAGUCUAUGCAGUUUGAUGACAGCAUCGGGGUCUUGCAGGCUAAUUCCCAAGGUUUCACGCCACCUGGAAUGGACAGGUCAUCUCCAGACAGCAGCCCAGUACAUGGCCUAGUGCGCCAGGCCUCCGUGACCACAGGCUCCAACAUCCCCAUCAUCACUGAGCUAGUGAACGACUCCAAUGUUCAGUUCUUGGACCAAGAUGAUGACGACGACCCGGACACAGAGCUGUACCUGACACAGCCAUUUGCCUGUGGAACCGCCUUCGCUGUCAGUGUACUCGACUCCCUCAUGAGUGCAACAUACUUCAAUGAUAACAUCCUCACCCUGAUCCGGACCCUGGUCACAGGGGGGGCCACACCGGAGCUGGAGGCCCUGCUAGCAGAGGAGAAUGCCCUGCAAGGGGGUUACAGCACCCCCCAGACGCUGGCCAACAGAGACAGGUGUCGCGUGGCCCAGCUGGCCCUCUACGACGGGCCCUUCGCAGACUUGGGGGACGGUGGUUGCUAUGGGGAUUUAUUCUGUAAAGCACUGAAGACGUACAACAUGCUGUGCUUCGGGAUCUACAGAUUGAGAGACGCUCACCUCACCAUACCGAGCCCGUGCACCAAGCGGUAUGUCAUCACCAAUCCGCCGUACGAGUUUGAGCUGGUUCCCACAGACCUGAUCUUCUGCCUGAUGCAGUUUGAUCACAACGCGGGCCAGUCCAGGACCAGCCUGUCCCACUCCUCCCACUCCUCCCAUUCCUCCAGCAAAAAGAGCUCGUCCGUCCACUCCAUCCCCACCACCAACCGGCAGAACCGCAGCAGCAAGGCCAGGGAGGCCAAACAGAAUGCAACAAGGAUGAAUAGAAUGGGCCAAGAAAAGAAAUGGUUUACAGAUGAACCAGAAAAUGCCUACCCACGGAACAUUCAGAUCAAGCCCAUGAGCACUCACAUGGCCAACCAAGUCAACCAAUACAAAUCCACUAGCAGUCUGAUUCCACCAAUCAGAGAAGUUGAAGAUGAAUGCUGAAAAAAAAUAAAAUAAA
Molecule: messenger RNA, 4377 nt
Organism: Osmerus eperlanus (European smelt)
Lineage: Eukaryota; Metazoa; Chordata; Actinopteri; Osmeriformes; Osmeridae
Product: calcium-activated potassium channel subunit alpha-1a
Exons: 31
Coding region: 648-4361 (1237 amino acids)
Biological process (GO): potassium ion transmembrane transport
Cellular component (GO): postsynaptic membrane
Molecular function (GO): large conductance calcium-activated potassium channel activity
Source: RefSeq, a predicted model, not a curated record